AUGUCUGAGACCCAACAACAAGCACUGUUCAAUCAAGGACUCCAGUGCAGCGAUGAUGGAACAGAGUACGGUGAUCUCCUCCACCUCAUCAUGCGCAUGGCCAUCGUCAUUUCCAUCUCCCACGUCCUCCACCUCUUUCUUCAACGCCUCGGCCAACCCAGCGCCAUUGCCCAAAUCCUUGCCGGAAUCAUCGUCGGCCCAUCGGUGCUCGGCCACAUCCCACAAUGGCGCAACAAGGUGUUCGACCCGGAGAAGAGUCACCUAAUGGGCGCCGGCAUGAUGAUCGGCCGGAUGGUCCUCAUGUUCCUCAUCGGCAUUGAAAUGGACGUUGAGUAUCUCUGGCGCACCGCCGACCGUGCAAUGGUUGUGGCCGCUGGUGGUUGUGUUUCCUCCAUCGUCCUCGCUGUCGUCUUAACCUCUUUCCUCCAUACAAACCUCAACUCUUCCGGAAACUCCAUUUUGUUCGGCUGCACCAUUGCUCUCCUCUUCGCCAACACGGCCACUCCCGUCGUCAUCCGCAUCGCCGCCGACCUCAAACUCGCUCACUCGGAAGUCGGCAGGCUUGCUAUCUCCUCCGCGCUGGUCAACGACAUGGCCUGCCUCUUCGUUCUCUCACUUGCGUCAUUCACGGCCAGUGAGGCCACCCACAAACUGGCCCUCCACCACAAGUUGGCCGGAACAGCAGUGAUGAUCUGCAUGUUAGCCACUGUGAUCGGCGUCGUGCGUUUGUUCGUCACCAACAUGAACAAGCGUUUCCUUCGUCGUCGCCACGUCGGGAAUUGGCACGCUGUUAGCAUCCUCGCUGUGGUGCUAGGCGUGUCCUCAAUGACGGAGAUGAUGGGUUACAAUAACAUGAUGGCAUGUUUCAUCUUGGGUUUGUUCUUUCCCCGGGAAGGAGGUGCAGCGAGGACAAUGGUAGACUGGUUGACUUAUCCGGUGAACAACUUCAUAUUACCCAUCUACUUCGCUUAUGCAGGGUUCCAUACGAAUCUCCUCGCCUUGGCUGAUGCCAAGCUCGCCACCGCCGUGGCCGCCAUUGUUAUCCUUAGCACUGUUGCCAAGGUGGCCGGCACUGUAAUGGUCACCGGCCUUUUAGACAUUCCAACUCAUGAAGGUCUCGUCUUAGGCUUCUUGCUCAAUGUCAAGGGUCACGUCCAACUGAUCAUCCUUAACGUCGCUAGAAAGAUUGGGAUGUGGAAUUACACGGCCUACACGGCUCUUCUAGUCACGGUGGUGCUCAACACACUGCUAGCCGGACCGGUGGCGGCGGCCAUUGUUAGUUUCCGAAGAAGAGCCAUGACAUACAGAGCGAUGGGGUUGCAGCACCACCAGCUGAAGACGGAGCUGCGCAUGCUGACAUGCAUCCACGGACCAAGAGAGAUGCCGACUAUGCUCAGCCUCAUCGAAAUGUCAAGCGGCACGGCCUUCGGCUCCUCCAUCACUGCCUUCAUGAUGCACCUUGUUGAGCUCACCCAGAGAGUAACCACCACCAUGCUUUACCAUGAAGAAGAUGACUCCAGCGAGAGCAACGAGGAUGACUGGGAGUACGGUGGAGAUGAUUCACGGAGAAUUCACCACGCCACCGACGCCUUCUGGCGUGAAACCGGCCUCAAAGUCCGGCUAGUCACCACCGUCUCUGGCUUCACCAGCAUGCACGAGGACGUCUGCAACGCUGCUGAAGACAUGAGAGCUGCCAUCAUUGUCAUGCCGUUCCACAAGCACCAACGCAUCGAUGGGAAGAUGCAAGCCGGAAGGAAGGGUAUCCAAGGACUCAACGUUAAGGUGCUACGCCACUCUCCCUGCACCGUCGGCAUCCUCGUCGACCGCGGGUCUCGGCGGAGCCAAUCGAGCAAACAAUGCUGUAACAAAGUUGUUGUUCUCUUCUUUGUUGGCGGCGAUGACCGGGAGGCACUAGCUUUUGGUGGCCGGCUUGCAACCCAUCCCUGCAUCAGCCUCACGGUGGUUCGGUUUUUACUUACUUCAAUGAAGACAAAGAAAACAGAGGAUGCUGAAAUUACCAAAGAAAGUAGUAGUUCAAGUCCUGGUAAUCAAGAUGAAGUCCAAAUGGUCAUCUCCGAACAAGAUUUCCGGCGAGAUGAGGAUGAAACAUUCCUGCAAAAAUUCCAAGAGAGGUUUGUGGAGCCGGGGGUGGCAACGUACAUGGAGAAGUACGUGGAAGAUGGAGCUCAGAUGGUGGCGGAGUUGAGUUCAAUGGUGGGGUCGUACUCGUUGUUCAUAGUGGGGAAAGGGAGGGAAGGGCCUUCGCCAUUGACGGUCGGAAUGAGUGAUUGGGCGGAGUGUCCGGAGUUGGGUGUGAUCGGAGACUUGCUUGCUUCCUCUGAUUUCAUGUUAGAUGGAUCAGUCUUGGUGCUGCAACAGAGGGAUCAUACAAAGAAUGAUGAUUUAGUUGAUGAAUUUAUGUAA
Molecule: messenger RNA, 2424 nt
Organism: Dioscorea cayenensis subsp. rotundata (Guinea yam)
Lineage: Eukaryota; Viridiplantae; Streptophyta; Magnoliopsida; Dioscoreales; Dioscoreaceae
Product: cation/H(+) antiporter 1-like
Biological process (GO): regulation of pH; proton transmembrane transport
Cellular component (GO): membrane; endomembrane system
Molecular function (GO): antiporter activity
Source: RefSeq, a predicted model, not a curated record